This is a messenger RNA of Triticum dicoccoides, 513 nucleotides long. RefSeq names its product low temperature-induced protein lt101.2. The record is from RefSeq and is a predicted model, not a curated record. Gene Ontology annotation, cellular component: membrane. The coding region runs from base 113 to 277 and encodes 54 amino acids. Lineage: Eukaryota; Viridiplantae; Streptophyta; Magnoliopsida; Poales; Poaceae. The transcript has 2 exons.
AUCUUGCAAUCCAAAUCAACCACCCACCCCAUCCAGGCGCUUCUCGCUUUCGGAAAAAGGAAAGGAAGAACAGAGAAAGAAAGAAGCCAGAAAGCCUCGAGUGAAGUGAGCCAUGGCCUCAGCAACGUUCAUAGAGGUGAUCCUCGCCAUCAUCCUGCCUCCGGUCGGCGUCUUCCUGCGCUACGGCCUCGCCGUGGAGUUCUGGAUCUGUCUCUUGCUGACCUUACUGGGGUACAUACCGGGGAUCAUCUACGCGGUGUAUGUGCUGGUGGCUUAAGCAACGGCCUCUGCUGCAGGGUCCAGCCCUGGACGCGCGGGCGGCUGUGCAAGAGCAACAGAUGCUGUGUUCAGAGACCAUGUGUUGAUCAGUUCGUGCUUGUUUAUGUAUGUAUUGAUUGAGUAUUGUGGAUUUUUCUUUCUUUGGGACUCGGUAUUGUUGACCUGUGAUGUGAUGAGUGUGCUUGUGAUCUUAAAUUUAAAGUAUUGGACGUCGAAAUGAUCCUUCUGAAGCAA